AAUGUAUUCAAUGCGGUGUGAUGCCUAGACGUUUGUCAGUCAGGGCGAAAAUUGGCGAGAUUUUGGUAAUGAAAAGGAAUUAUUGAUAUAUGUUUCAAGCAUUUUCACGAAUGCAGUCAUCUCAGUCAUGAUACACUUCAAAGAUACGAAGAGUAAAUCGGCUUUAAGUACAAGAUGGGCUCAAAUGACGAAACAAGAGCAGAUUAUCGAGAAGAAGAAGAUGGAAAUCCAGGCGAAACUGGAAGCUCAAAAACAAGCAGCGGCACUUGCUGCACAAGCCAAACUAUCCAAUAUUUGCAACAAAGAUGAGAAAGCAUCAACUAACAUAUUCUCAAAUGAUGGCAGCUUCAUGAGCCAAUUCAAAGCUUUGCUUGAGAAACAGAAGCAAGAGAAGAAGGUGAAAGAGGAAUUAGAGUUGCAGAAGAGGGAAGAAGAGGAACGGAAAGCGAAAGAAGCUAAGCAGAAGGCAGUGGUAGAAAAUAAUGAAAGCGAUGAGAAAUGCGGAGAUAGAGAUCAUUCUAACAAUGACCAAGAAGAACGGAAUUCAGGGGAAAGGUCUAGGUCUAGAGACAGACAUCGCAGAUGGAGUGACAGAGAUAGAGAUAGAGGCAGAAACCGUCAACAUAGUCCAAUUACACCAGUUGUUGAGGAUAGAAAGAAACCUGCAGAAAAAUCUAUUCCUCCCCUCAUGCAAAUUCCCAUUAGACCACCGGGAGAUGCUUCUCCUGAAAAUGGAAAUAGAAAUCCUUGGCAAAACUAUCAAGAUGAUGAUGAUGAUGACAGCAGUCCCGAACACGAUUCCUGUAAUAGAGAAUCAGGUCACAUGGGUCCACUAAAAAUGGGUAUGGCUCCAUGGGGACCAGGACCAAUGCCUGGCCCUCACAUGGGGCCCAACAUGGGAAUGGGUCCUAAUAUGGGUCCAGGACCUAUGGGUCCAGUUUCUAACAUGGGGCCACCUGGCCCCAACAUGGGACCACCUGGAUCAAAUAUGGGACCAGGGGGACCAAAUAUGGGCCCUGGUGGACCUAAUAUGGGACCAGGAGGACCUAAUAUGGGGCCAGGAGGACCUAAUAUGGGACCAGGAGGUCCUAAUAUGGGACCUAGCGGACCCAAUAUGGGUCCAAUGGGACCUGGUCCAAUGAUGGGACCAGGAGGGCCUAAUAUGCCCCCUAUGCCACCAGGUGGACCUAUGCCGCCUUUCAUGGGUGGACCACCCAACUUUCCAAUGCCACCUAACUUCAUGGGCCCUAAUGGUCCAGGGGGUCCGUGCGGACCACCUGGCCCCAUGCCUCCCAAUAUGUGCGGCCCUAACAUGCGUGGCCCAGGUCCAAAUGGCCCUAUGCCUCCGUUUUGUGGACCUCCAUUCCCCAAUCCCCCGUUCAUGGGUCCCAAUGGCCCGCCCAAUUCGAUGAUGCCUCGAAAUUCUAACGGCAACAUGCCGCCAUUCAUGGGUCCUAGGCCGCCGUUUGGUCCCAACGGUCCUAAUUUCGGGCCUAAUGGCCCUCCGAAUAUGCCCUUUUUACCUCCAAACUCGAUGCCAAUGUCCAAUAUGUCUGAUAAGAAGCCUCUGGAAGCGAUUCCUCCGCCGGAACCUAUGAAGCUGCAGAACAUUCCACCACCAAUGCCACUGACUCUCAAUCAUAUUCCAAAGCCAAAGGACAUGGAACCUGGAGGAAUACCGAAUCCAUCGCAAGUUCUCUCUCCAGAUGCGUUGCCGUCGUCCGUGCAUCGAGCCGCUGCUGAGGUGGCCAACAAUGGGGACCACUGGGAAAAUGUCCUGAAAGCAAUUCACUCACAAGACCAAAAUAUGUGGUUCCUCCUUAAUCCGACCAGUAGUGAGUAUAAGGCGUUCAGGGACUUAGUGAUUAAGUACAGACAGGAGAAGACGCCUGAAGUGAAGCCUGAGGACAAGUACGAACCGGAGUUCUGUCUUGACGAUGACAGCAAUGAUAGCAGACCCGCCGUUAAAGAGGAAAGCAAGGACAGCUAUACAGACUCAAAUUCGCAAGCACUCUGGCAAAACAAGUAUGCGAACCAAUCUUUGUCGGUGAAACGCGAACAAACGAGUUCCCAAAGUGACGAGGAACCAGAAGCUAAGAGGGAACGGAGGAAGAAGAGGAAAUCGCGAUGGGGAGACGACCCUCCCGCCGCCGACAUCAAACCUCCAGGAAUUAUGGCGCCGUUGCCAGGAUUUCCCGUCCCAGGUAUACAAUUGGGUAAACUCGACGAGGAUGGUGUGAAGCUGACCACAGUCAACCGCAACAACCAAGCUCUAAUGCAGUACGCGCUAACGAAUUAUGGCACCACAAACCUGAGUCCCGAAGAUUGGAAGAAGUGCGAAGAUAAUUUCAAACUCAAUCUGUUGUAUCAGGACAUGCUGAAGAAGAGGCAACAGGUUGAGCGCCUCGCCGCACAAGGCAAACAUAAGUAUGAUUAUGACAGCGAUGAAGACGUGUCCGAAGGCACCUGGGAACACAGACUGCGCGCUAAAGAAAUGAACGCUACUGAGAAAUGGGCGACUGAGUUGACCAAACAAGCGGCGGGGAAGCAUCACAUCGGGGACUUUCUUCCACCCGAAGAACUGAGAAAGUUCAUGGAAAAGUAUUCAGCUGCAAAAAGUGGCAAGGAGCCAGACUUAAGUGAUUAUAAAGAGUUUAAACUGAAAGAGGAUAACGUCGGCUUCAAGAUGCUGCAGAAACUAGGAUGGAGUGAGGGCCAGGGUCUAGGCGCUGAAGGCACGGGCAUAGUGGAACCUAUCAACAAAGCAAAUCAGCCCGUGGCCAACUUGGGGUUAGGUGCGUCUACGUCGGAAGUCGUCUUGCCUGAGGACGACGAGUUUGAUGCGUACAGGAAACGCAUGAUGCUGGCUUACCGGUUUAGACCUAAUCCCUUGAACAAUCCUCGAAGACCUUACUACUAAUAUUAAGAAGAUUCUAGAUUUAGUUAUACAUAUAUUCGUAUAUACUUACUUACAUAGGUAGAUAAUGUAGGUCGACAUAUUGUAACGCGCGCAUUCAAAGAAUAUAUUCUAACUAAAGGCAACAGGCAAUAAGUAUUUCUUUCUCUGUUACGCAAAUUCCAAAUUGUACCAUAAGAGAAAGAGAGAAGGGUUUAUAUGCGCGUGUUUUUAAAAUCGUUCGUUGUCAAAAUUAUUGAGUUUAGCAUACCAAAGUUCCGUGUAGGUGAUUCGAAGUAGUUUUAUCUAUAUUUGUAUAUUAAUAAAAUACAUUAUAUGCACUGCCUUUUACAUUAAAUUCCGUAUUUUUAACCCACGGAACCUCAUAAGUACACUAAAGCGUUUGCUACUCUAUAAGAUAGCUUUUAAAUGGUUUCUAUAUGAAAUGUUUGAUAUAUUUACUUAAUUGUGUAAGUUUGACACAAAAUUAAGAGAUUAUGUCCUAAGAACUUCCAUAUUGUUCGUAGUAAAAGUAAGUACUUUAUACCUAAUUGUUAAUUCUUUUCAAUAAAUAUACUUGUCUUAAA
This is a messenger RNA of Pectinophora gossypiella (pink bollworm), 3483 nucleotides long. Its product is annotated as SURP and G-patch domain-containing protein 1-like. Gene Ontology annotation, molecular function: RNA binding. The record is from RefSeq and is a predicted model, not a curated record. Lineage: Eukaryota; Metazoa; Arthropoda; Insecta; Lepidoptera; Gelechiidae. The transcript has 13 exons. Gene Ontology annotation, cellular component: nucleoplasm. Bases 128 to 2920 code for a protein of 930 amino acids. Gene Ontology annotation, biological process: RNA processing.